UUCAGUAACCUAGCAACGCCAGCAUUUAUUCGUUUACCAACCGUUAGUCGAAACGAUUCAACGUAAGACGAUGGCCGAUCAAAGCAGAAAUUUUUGUGUUAAAUGCGACGAGAAACUCAGCAACGACAAGGAUGUGCAGAAAACAUUAAAGUGCAGCGGCAGUUGCAACAAGGGCAUGCAUUACACGUGCAGUUCUUACAACACUAAUGAAUUGCAGUUUUUAGAGAACCACAAAGAUAACGUGAAGUGGUACUGCGACGGAUGUUCGGAAGGAUCUCCUGUGAAAGUCAACCAGUGAGUAAGGAAUAUUUUUGCGCUCUGCUGUUAACAUUCUUUAUGUCGCCCAUAAGUUGGAGAAAGAAGUUUUGCAAUACCUGUUGUUUUUCAUUUUAAUAUAUUCUAGAUAAAAUAGUUUCUUUUGGUCGGUGUUUUUAUGAAAA
Cylas formicarius (sweet potato weevil) is the source of this 440-nucleotide messenger RNA. RefSeq names its product histone-lysine N-methyltransferase 2A-like. The coding region runs from base 71 to 298 and encodes 75 amino acids. The record is from RefSeq and is a predicted model, not a curated record. Lineage: Eukaryota; Metazoa; Arthropoda; Insecta; Coleoptera; Brentidae. The transcript has 2 exons.